Paramuricea clavata is the source of this 342-nucleotide messenger RNA. NCBI's taxonomy places the organism in Eukaryota, Metazoa, Cnidaria, Anthozoa, Malacalcyonacea, Plexauridae. The record is from the annotation of a GenBank genome assembly.
AUGAACUGGAGAAAAGAAGAGCAUACGACGAGAGAAUCAGAGAAUGAACUGGAGAAAAUGAACUGGAGAAAAGAAGAGCAUACGACGAAAAGAAUAUGUUCAGAGAAUGAACUGGAGAAAAGAAAAGCAUACGAUGAAAGAAUCAGAGAAGUAGAACACGGAUCAUUUUCUCCGCUGGUCUUCUCGACAGCGGGUGGUAUGGGUGCCACUGCAAACGUUGUCUACACGAGAAUUGCAUCCUUGAUCGCUGAAAAACACGGCAAGCCAUAUAGCAAGACAAUAAACUGGCUUAGGUGCCGACUUAGCUUUUCAUUGUUAAGAUCAGCAAUAAUAUGCCUAUGA